Messenger RNA from Theobroma cacao (cacao), 1839 nucleotides. It is a transcript of the gene GONST4, whose product is annotated as golgi nucleotide sugar transporter 4. NCBI's taxonomy places the organism in Eukaryota, Viridiplantae, Streptophyta, Magnoliopsida, Malvales, Malvaceae. The record is from RefSeq and is a predicted model, not a curated record.
AUUUUAAUUGCAAACGUAUAGCUUUGGGAAAAAGUGGCUCUGGCUCCCUCGCUGUCCCUGUUACCUGUAUUACCAAAUCAAACACGCAGAUUUUUCUUUAUAGUACAUCUCCCUACGGUCUCUAUCCAACCAGUCAUCCUGCAUCUCUUGAUGAACCUUGCCCUCGCGUUUUCGCAACCAUUCAUUUCGAUUUCUGCUUCCACGACAAUCCUCUUUCAACACUCCAAGAUCUCCCUGUUCCUGUUUCCUGUCGGUGACUUCUCUCCUUCCGUUGUAUCUGUUUUAUUUUCUUUAUUAUACUUUAAUUAAAUCUGCUUUUCCUUUCAUUUAAUUGUUAGAUCAAUAGAAGUCUUAAAUACCCACAUCCCAUUUCUUCCUAUGAAGUCCUUUUCUAGCUCAUAUCCUGUUAUAAUUUCCACAAAUGCAUCUGCCAUUGCCAUAAUAUUUUAAGAUCUACUGAUUUUAACUUCUGGGUAUUUGUUAUUUACAUAAAAUCAGAACCCUCUUCCAAAAGGAAAAAAAAUGUCAGCAAUUAGAUUUGAUUCCACUAGACAAUACUAUGCUACAAGCAGUUUGGUCAUUGGUUAUGCACUUUGUUCAAGCUUACUUGCUGUCAUCAACAAAUUUGCAAUAACUAAAUUCAACUACCCUGGUUUAUUAACUUCAUUACAGUACUUAACUUCGGCUCUUGGGGUCUGGGUUUUAGGCAAGUUUGGGUUUUUACAUCAUGAUCCUUUCACAUUGGAUAUUGCCAAGAAGUUUUUGCCUGCUGCUAUUGUCUUUUACCUUGCAAUCUUCACAAACACCAAUCUUUUGCGUCACGCAAAUGUGGAUACUUUUAUAGUGUUUAGAUCCUUGACACCCCUUUUGGUUGCCAUAGCCGAUACAGCCUUUAGGAGGCAACCAUGCCCGUCAAAGCUAACAUUUAUGUCUCUGUUGAUCAUUCUGGGUGGUGCUGUUGGGUAUGUGGCUACUGAUUCGGACUUUACUUUAACUGCGUAUUCGUGGGCGUUUGCAUAUUUGGUGACAAUUACUACUGAGAUGGUUUAUAUUAAGCAUAUGGUGAUGAAUCUUGGGUUGAACACUUGGGGUUUUGUAUUGUACAACAACUUGUUAUCAUUGAUGAUGGCACCCAUAUUUUGGGUUUUGACUGGAGAAUACACAGAGGUGUUCGCUGCUUUGGGAGCCAAUGCUGGGAAUUGGUUUGAACCUGUGGCGUUUACUGCAGUAUCUUUGUCAUGCUUGUUUGGUUUGCUCAUCAGUUUCUUUGGUUUUGCGGCUAGGAGGGCUAUCUCUGCCACAGCAUUUACCGUGACUGGUGUGGUUAAUAAGUUUCUUACAGUUGUGAUCAAUGUGUUGAUUUGGGAUAAGCACGCUACUCCUUUUGGUUUGGUUUGCCUCCUUUUCACACUGGCAGGAGGGGUUCUUUAUCAGCAGUCAGUUACUGGACCACCACGUGAGUUAACCACACCCAAGCAGACAAAUGAUGAGAAUGAGAAUGAUGAUGUUGAAGAGAAUCAAGGAAAGAGUAUGUUGGGUAAACAUGCUUCUAUAUGAUAAUUUUUAUUUUUUACUUUUCAUGGUUUUAGCCUCUGAAGAAGACUGUUGGGAUGUAUGAAUCUCUAGUAUCCGUAAUUUUGGAAGGACCUUUUCUGUGUUAGAUCUCACAAUCCCAUAUUUUAGAAUUUAAACAUGGUAAGCCCUUAGCUAUUUGGUAAUUUAUAAACCAUUGUGCUUUUGGCUCAUUAUUGACAAUAUGUUGGCAUUCUUUGUUGCUUCAUGUAUUAGUAGUUGCAGUUUUGCUAUAUAUGGUAUUUGGCUCAUCAGAAUUGAGGAAUA